UUUCAACUGGAUUUCAAUCGAAUUUCAUGCAAUGACAUCAAUCGCAACCUGAAUACAUCUGAAUAAUCUUUCGUAGGUUGUAGUCAAGUUGUCUUAGGUAAUGUUACGUGCACGCUGGAAAGAUAAUACGAGAUAAUACAUCUGAUAUAAAAUGUCAGGGCGUAGGAGGAAGAAUAAGAGCAAAUUAUUAGAGAAGAGACCCCGGCACGUUCUCGGCAAGGAACAGAGAUAUCAUCAGCAAAGAGAUGAAGGAUCGGAUAAAGAUGACGAGACAGAACCAUCGGAUGAAUCGUCGAUCCCUUUUCCCGUGGCCAUGUGGGACAUGGAACAUUGCGAUCCCAAGAAAUGCUCUGGAAGGAAACUAGCGAGGCACGGCUUGAUAAAGAUAUUGCGAUUAGGCGCUCGAUUUCCCGGCUUAUGUCUUACUCCGAUUGGUGACAAGUGUGUAUGCCCAACGGAUCGCGAAAUUGUACAGGAAUAUGGAUGUGCUGUUGUGGAUUGCAGUUGGGCACGCUUAGACGACACUCCUUUUAAUAGAAUGAAGACGUCCCAUCCUCGUCUACUGCCAUUUUUGGUUGCUGCCAAUCCGAUAAAUUAUGGAAAACCUUGUCAGUUGAGUUGUGUUGAAGCUAUAGCAGCUACUUUGAUUAUAACAGGAUAUCCAGAGGAAGCCAAUCUCUAUCUUGGAAAAUUCUCAUGGGGACACUCAUUCUUAGAGUUGAAUAGCGAAUUGUUAGAGAAGUAUGCUCUUUGCACAGAUAGCAAAGAGAUAAUUACUGUCCAAGAGAAGUUUCUGGACAAAGCCUGGCAAGAAAAAUUGGAUAGGCUUGCACUUCCCGAUUUUCCACAAAGUGAUACGGAAUCUGAAGAAGAAGAAGAAAAAGAGAAAGAUGAAAACGUAGCAUCAAAAGUUACUGAAGAACUGGGCAAUGUAAAAAUAUAAAGUAUAAUAUUGAUUAAAGAUAAUUAUUGCAAACACUUGUACAUAUAUAUGAAAAAAUAUCCUGUAUAUGUUUGAAAUAAUUUAUUAAAAUAUUAUUUUUCUAUUA
Cataglyphis hispanica is the source of this 1049-nucleotide messenger RNA. Its product is annotated as 18S rRNA aminocarboxypropyltransferase. Gene Ontology annotation, molecular function: rRNA small subunit aminocarboxypropyltransferase activity. NCBI's taxonomy places the organism in Eukaryota, Metazoa, Arthropoda, Insecta, Hymenoptera, Formicidae. Bases 152 to 943 code for a protein of 263 amino acids. The record is from RefSeq and is a predicted model, not a curated record. Gene Ontology annotation, biological process: maturation of SSU-rRNA. The transcript has 4 exons.